This is a messenger RNA of Lobosporangium transversale, 2819 nucleotides long. Its product is annotated as Thiamin diphosphate-binding protein. The record is from RefSeq and is a predicted model, not a curated record. The transcript has 4 exons. Gene Ontology annotation, biological process: L-valine biosynthetic process. The coding region runs from base 207 to 2735 and encodes 842 amino acids. Gene Ontology annotation, cellular component: acetolactate synthase complex; mitochondrion. Gene Ontology annotation, molecular function: magnesium ion binding; thiamine pyrophosphate binding; flavin adenine dinucleotide binding. Lineage: Eukaryota; Fungi; Mortierellomycota; Mortierellomycetes; Mortierellales; Mortierellaceae.
UUUUUUUUUACUUCUUUCUCUCCUCUCCUCUCCUCCCUACUUCUCCUCCUCCUCCCUACUUCUCCUCUCUUCUUGCUUAUCAGGCGUUGCUUUACAGCACAUUCUUCGACUUGAUAUCACUCCCCUGCUGUUAUAAUACCCUCUUUUUCCUUUUUCUCUUUUAUGCCAUAUCUCAUUACCCACAGCUUUUGAUAAAAUAACAUAAAAUGCAUUCACAAUCCUUCGCUCGCUUGGCGCGAUCUACAUAUUCUACUGUUGGCAGACAAUGCCUCAGCAGACCAUUCUCCCUUACAUCCGCAACGAGGAUCGCUGCAUCUCAGAUCCGUUUCCGGUCCUCAGCUGCCACAGCUGAAGCCGCUGUCCAGCCAAACAUCGCUGCUGUUGACCCAUCCGCAGCUCCACCACUCCAACCUCUCGAGCGUACUCAACCAAAGACAUCUUCAAAACCAGAACAUGAUCAUUCAUUUGUUGGUAUGUCAGGAGGUCAGAUUUUUCAUGAGAUGAUGCUACGACACAAUGUGAAGCACGUCUUCGGAUACCCUGGAGGUGCUAUUCUUCCUGUCUUCGAUGCCAUCUAUAACUCCAAGCACUUUGACUUUAUCCUGCCCAGAGCUGAGCAAGGUGCUGGUCAUGCCGCUGAAGGAUAUGCUCGUGUCACUGGAAAGCCUGGAGUUGUCCUUGUCACCUCAGGUCCUGGUGCCACGAAUGUCAUUACCGCAAUGCAGGAUGCACUUUCGGAUGGAACACCCAUGGUUGUUUUUUCAGGUCAGGUUCCUGUUAGCGCUAUCGGAUCAGACGCUUUCCAGGAGGCCGACGUGGUUGGAAUCUCGCGUGCAUGCACAAAAUGGAACGUCAUGGUCAAAGACAUUGCUGACCUUCCUCGUCGCAUCAAUGAGGCCUUUGAGAUCGCUACCUCGGGACGACCUGGACCCGUCUUGGUUGAUUUGCCCAAGGAUGUCACUGCCGCGAUUGUGAAUAAGCCUAUUCCUGCUGCACCUAGCAUUCCUGCUAAGCCUCCAACUAGCCAGGCUCCCUUUUUCUCUGAUCUUGCCAAAGAUGCAUCUCAGGUCACCUCUCCUCAAAUUCAUCGCGCAGCUCAGUUGAUUAACGCAGCCAAACGCCCGCUGAUCUAUGCCGGCCAGGGUAUUCUUGCUCAUCCCGACGGUCCUGAACGCCUCAGGGAGCUCUCGCACAACGGAAAUAUUCCUGUCACCACCACACUUCAAGGUUUGGGCGCAUUUGAUGAACUGGAUCACCGGUCCCUCCAUAUGGUCGGCAUGCACGGCUCCGCUUAUGCCAAUCUCGCUAUGCAAAAAGCCGAUGUGAUUAUCGCAUUGGGAGCUCGUUUUGAUGACCGUGUUACCGCUAAUGUCCCUCGCUUUGCUCCUGAGGCAAGGAAGGCUGCAGCCGAGAAGCGUGGAGGUAUUAUCCAUUUCGAGAUUUCACCCAAAAACAUCAACAAGGUCGUUCAGGCGACCGAAGCAAUUGAAGGUGAUGUCACAGAGAACCUGACAAAGCUUCUGCCCCUGAUCGAGAGCUCAGAGCGCAAGGAGUGGUUCACAAAGAUUAGUGACUGGAAGAGCCGCUUCCCUUUUUACCAUGUACAGGAUCCUAACGGUAUCCUCUUGCCUCAGACCGUCAUCCAAGAACUCGACAAGCAAACCGCUGAUAUGAAAGAGAAGGUCAUCAUCACAACUGGUGUGGGUCAGCAUCAGAUGUGGGCUGCUCAGUACUUCCGUUGGCGUCAUCCCCGCAGUCUGGUCACCUCUGGAGGUUUGGGCACAAUGGGCUUUGGUCUUCCAGCAGCCAUUGGAGCGAAGGUUGGCAAACCCGAUCAUAUUGUAGUUGAUAUUGAUGGUGAUGCCAGUUUCUGCAUGACCGGAAUGGAGUUGGCUACAGCAGCACAAUACAACAUUGGUGUCAAGGUUUUGAUUCUCAACAAUGAUUUCCAGGGCAUGGUUAAGCAGUGGCAGGAUCUUUUCUACGAGGAGCGCUACUCUGCUACCCGCAUGUUCAACCCUGACUUUGUUAAACUUGCAGAAGCCAUGAACAUCAAGGGUAUCCGCGCCACAUCAAUGCAAGAUCUCCCCGGCGCCAUGGCUGAAUUCCUAGCUCACCCAGGCCCAGUUGUGCUGGAAGCCAAGGUCUGCAAACGCGAACACGUCUUCCCAAUGGCACCAGCUGCCAGCGCUCUACACGAAUUUAUUGUGCACCCUCAUCAAGCCUCAAAUAACAUUACUGUUAACAAUUGGAAACAGAUUACACAAUUGAUUGUUAACCGAGAUCAAUUAGGUUUAGUUACAUCAAACCUCGAAUCUCUCUGCGAACACCAGUAUUAUGUACCAAGAUCUAUUGUCCGAGCCAUAGUUGCAGAUGCAAUCCCUGUGGGUUAUAUUCGUCUUCAACAAGAGGAACAAGAUCAAGCAAGUGAGCCGACCCGAAUAGCAACAGAUCACGGCAAUCAUCUCCGAAUGUUUCGAUUACUCAGCUUUAUGAUUCAUCAAUCAUAUCAAGGACUCGGUUUUGGCACCAAUGCCUUACAAUUGUUACAAAAGGAGUUAUCGUCUCAAUCUCGCGAGGCCCAUGGAAUCAGAAUAUUGACAACCUCGUUUGCAAGUGUUCAUCCUGAAGACUCUCCCGAGCAUUUCUUUUCAGCUUUAGGAUUCCAGAAGAGUCAAAUCCAUGGGCAACCUCUACAAGAAAUGAUCUGGACGUCAAAGAUAUCAGAAGCAUAGAGUGCACAAAAAGAACUCGGCUAUUGAUAUGGUCUGGUCAUGGAUGUGUGGCUUUGAAGCAAUUGAUGAUCAACCAAUAAACCC